UCCACCCGGAGCUUUUAGCGAGUCGCCCGCACCACCCGGAGCCCUUAGCGAGUCGCACCACCGUGCGGAACUAUCGUAGCCUGCUGAGGUCAAUUGAAGCAAACAGUAGGAUUUAAGGCCCCAAAGCUUCACCUGCCAAGAGGGACCACCGAGCCACCAUGGUGAAGAAGAAGAGGAUCCGCCUGAUCGCCGAGAUGGCCCGCAAGGUCCGGGCGUACCGGGAGCUGAAGGCCCGGCCGCGGGACUCUCAGCGCUACGCCCUGGACUACGACACCAUGAAGCGUCCGUUCACCGGGAAGACGCUGCCGGUGCUGGCCUGGGAGGACGUAAGGAAGGAGAGCCGCCUCUUCUCGCUGCUGGCCGGGAUGAGGCUCUUCGGAGUCGGCCGCAUCUUCACCCGCAAGUCGUGGGUGGAGGACCACCCGGAGCCAAGCUACUGGCAGAUCACGAAGGUCAAGGUGGACUACACCGCGGAGAACAUGGACCAUGGAAAGGCCUGGGGAGUCCUCACCUCAAAAGGGCGGUCGGAGGCGGAGCCCCGCGAGGUGGACAAGGCCGUGUACCACGACUGGCGCCUGGUGCCACGGCACGAGGAGCAGCGCUUCAGGGACUUCGCGCCGGCCCCCGAGGGCCCGGUGCGCUACGUGGCCUACCCCCCCCUGCUGAGGGCCGUGCUGCUGGCCCAGCGCCGGGGCGCCCAGGGCGGGGGCGCCCUGGGCGGGGGCGCCGCGGAGCCCCUGCUGCCGCUGAGGAGGGACGUCCUGCUCAGCAAGGACUAUUUCCGCAAGCAGGAGCAAGAGAGGAGGGGGGAGCAGGGGACCCCGGUCUGAGGGGGGGGGACACUGGUCUGGGGGGGGGGACCCCCAUUUGAGGGGUACCCCGGUCCAAGGGAGACCAGCCUGCAGUCGGGGUCCUGGUGGGUCUGGUCCUCUGAGUGCAGGCGGCCCGCCCCCCCCGCUGACAGCCCGCCC
Gadus macrocephalus (Pacific cod) is the source of this 971-nucleotide messenger RNA. RefSeq names its product mitochondrial ribosomal protein S34 (gene mrps34). The record is from RefSeq and is a predicted model, not a curated record. NCBI's taxonomy places the organism in Eukaryota, Metazoa, Chordata, Actinopteri, Gadiformes, Gadidae. Gene Ontology annotation, molecular function: structural constituent of ribosome. Bases 159 to 830 code for a protein of 223 amino acids. The transcript has 4 exons. Gene Ontology annotation, cellular component: mitochondrion; mitochondrial small ribosomal subunit. Gene Ontology annotation, biological process: mitochondrial translation.